AUGAAACCGGCAGAUAAAUGUUCAUUUGUAACUCGAGAACGAAUUUUUGAUGCUAAUUUAAUAAUUGCAGUUUCAUCUGAAUCAAAACAAUAUAUUUGUGUUGAACUUUGUUAUGCUUUAAGUAAAUAUCUUCAGAUGUUAAUGCUAACAAUUCGUCCAAGUCGAGAUGAUGAUAUUCCAUUUAUUACUGCAAUCUACAAUUAUUAUGUAUUGUAUAGUACAAGUACAUUUGAAACUAUACCACCAACAGCUGAUGAGAUGGCAAGUCGACGAGAUGAUGUUCUGAAAAAGAAUCUACCCUAUCUCAUAGCAGAAGAUGAUAACUCAAUUGUUGGAUAUGCAUAUUGUACGUGGUUUAAACCACGUGCUGCUUAUCGGUACGCUGUAGAAUUAUCAAUUUAUUUUGAUAAAGAUGUCUGUAGUAAAGGUUUUGGUCGGCAAUUGUUGAAUGCUUUGUUAGAAGAAGCCAGAUUAGUUGGUGUUCGAAAAAUGAUUGGUGUCAUUGGCGAUUCAGCAAACAAUCGCUCUAUUAAUUUACUUCGUGCUGCCGGAUUUUCUCAUGUUGCCACAUUGAAAUCUUAUGGAUGGAAGUUUAAUCGUUGGCUUGAUGUAAUUCUUAUGGACAAAAGUAUUGGUGAAGGUGAUGCAACAGCUCCUGAAUAA
Molecule: messenger RNA, 663 nt
Organism: Adineta steineri
Lineage: Eukaryota; Metazoa; Rotifera; Eurotatoria; Adinetida; Adinetidae
Source: the annotation of a GenBank genome assembly